AUGGAGGAGAUAGACAGGCUGCUUUCCACCAUCGAGCUUGACGAGUACACCAUCAAGGAAGUCCAGAAUGGUUGGGAGACGACCGAGAAGCGGUUGGGCGGGCCAAAGGCAGCCGGUGAGGAGGUGUUUACGAAGCUGAGGAACGAACUUCCAAAGACACAGGGCAUGCUCACACGAUCCAGCACCGUUUGGCAUCUCCUGUCGGAGUUGUUGCAAUCCCUUGGGCAGCCAAAGGUGGUUCAGAAGCGCCUGGAGUACAUCGCCCUGCGCCACAUGAAUGCGGACAUCACCACGGCCGACGUCGAGAUCUUCCGCAACAUCCUGUUUGAAGUUUGUGCGUCGAAGCUGGGUGGCUUGAUGACUCCAGAGUUCCAGUUUGGCCUGGGUCAGAUCGUUGUGGCCGUGGGCACUUCCCUGGCCAAGACCCAUGCGCACUAUGCAAAGCGGCUUCAUUUGCUGACAUCUUGCUGGAAGGAAGUGAAU
Symbiodinium necroappetens is the source of this 483-nucleotide messenger RNA. NCBI's taxonomy places the organism in Eukaryota, Dinophyceae, Suessiales, Symbiodiniaceae. The record is from the annotation of a GenBank genome assembly.